Messenger RNA from Phytophthora sojae, 474 nucleotides. RefSeq lists its product as hypothetical. The record is from RefSeq and is a predicted model, not a curated record. The transcript has a single exon. NCBI's taxonomy places the organism in Eukaryota, Oomycota, Peronosporomycetes, Peronosporales, Peronosporaceae. The coding region runs from base 1 to 474 and encodes 157 amino acids.
AUGUCAAAACGAAUCAUGAACGAGCCAAUGUGCCUUGCAGAGGAUAUUGGAGCGAUGAUUUAUUACCAAGACACUGACAGUAUGCAUAUUGAAACAACGAAGUUGAAAAUUUUGGAGGACGAGUAUCGAAAGUUGUACAACCGCGAGCUAAUGGAUGAGGAGGAGCUGGGAAAGUUCAACGGAGAUUUUAAAAUCAAAGAGGACGGGGAUUCAGUGGCUAUAGAAAGCUACUAUCUUGGUAAGAAGAGCUAUCUUGAUGUUUUACGAAGCAAGGACGGAGAGACGGCAAUUCAAACUCGGAUGAAAGGAGUACCACGAGCUUGCAUUACAAAUCCACUUGAGCGAUACAAGCGAUUAUUUGAUGGCAAAGCCGAGUCUUUUGAUCUGACAAAAGCCUGUCCAAUCUCUAUCAACAACAAAACUCAAACGGUGUCAAAGCGCGGUGAAUUUAUUCGUACGGUCAAGUUUGUUUGA